UAGUGCAACAGGAUACUUAAAUACAAUAUUCAAUAUUAAUUUUAUAAACGUUCCCUUCAUUUUCUGCUCAGAAUCAAGGUAAAGAGUAUUUCAGACACAUUAUAGACUUAAAUAAAAAAAAAAGCAUUAAACGACAUGUACAACCGAGAUUCAAUUUCAAGAAGACGUAACGAUUUUUCUCUUUGCAGAUUCCAGCAUAUUCUCUGAAGGGUCCAGAAAGGAACCAUGCAAUGAAUACUGGGGGCCUCCUCAAGCUGAUAAAGCGACAGACACUUCAACCCAAUGCCAGAAGGAAAGCAACAAAUCACAAAUAUAAGAACAGUCCCUGACAUGAAGACAUUCGUUCAGCAACGAUGGAUGAUGAAGAGGAAUUCUCAACUUAUAUCUGGACUGUACUGCAUCUUUUCUCUCUGCUGCCUUCUGCCAAUUUCAGCAAAUCCAGUCUCAGAUUCAUCUUCGCCUGUCACACGGCAUUCUAAAGUGAUUAGCCCAAAACUUAUGAAUCAACAUAUAAUCAGUACAUCUGCUGGUACAUUUGAAGAAAUUGGCGAACAAAGAGUCAACUGCAACUGUUUAGAGAAAGUUCCUAAGGCACUUACAGCACAGAUAGAACACACCGUGACAGAAAGUGAUCAAAAUGAAGCAGAGAGUCUGACAAACGUCAUAUUGUCAAAAAUACCCAUCCGCAUCAGAAAUCUUGUCAAACAAAGUAACCAAGGGUCCGGCUCUUCAAAGGAGUCGACUAAUAAGUUUAACUACAGCAGCAAGAGAGACUUUGCACAUUCAGUAAGUGAAAUAAGUGCAGAUCACACAAUCUUCUGUAACAAACAAGGGCUUCAGCAAAUGGAAUAUUUCAAAUUAAAUAAUCAAAUACCAUGGGCCAAUCAAGAUUAUGAAGAAACUUAUGCCCCAGGUUUCCAGUACACAAAUCUGAGACUUCCAUACAAUCAGAGGACGGAAAGCAGUAUCACAAACAAGUAUUACACAGGCUCAUCUCAAGAAGACGGGAACAGAAUUUCAGACGCAUACUUAAAGACGCGUUACAACGUUCGAAACCGAUUCAGGUUGCACCUCCCCAGAGUUGUUGUUCUCUCCCUCGUCAAACCUACCACCACAAAUCUGAUUUGGCAGGCACUUUCAGUGAACAGUAACACACAACAGGACUCACUAGCAAUGUCAGAAGUGAACACUGGAAAUGAGUUGGAGCCAAUACAAGAAGUGAAGAAGAAUGUCUUUACAUCUCGUGGCUGGGGAGCUCAAGGAAUGCCUUUCAAUGUUCUGUACAUGUACACACGGCAGCAUAAAAAGCCAGUACCAACAUCUGAAGUGGCAAGGGCUGAACGACUGGUGGCACCUGCACCUCUCCAGGACUUCCCAACUACCAGUCCAGACCGCCAGGUCGUACGGAAUGCUCUCAGCAGUACCGUCACAACAGGGAGCAAUGGAGGGGUAGGAGGGGGUGGAGGAGGAGGAAAAUCACCACUUUCACCUCGUUGGUACUAUUCCAUCAUCCCUCACUUCCAUGCAACAUAUGGCUGGGGGCGAAAUGGAAAGUAGGCAGCUCACAGUGCAUUAAUUCCAGCAUAACAUUUCCUGAAGAGUGUUUUUUAAUAUUAAAAACAAUACAGUGACGUUUAAAACUCCGAAGACCUGGAGGAUGUGGUAAAUGUCAUAUCUUUACUUACUGUCUUACUCACUUGUUUUCUGAAUUUCAUGACACUACAGCAUAUUAGUCUCUAACAGCACCAGUUCAUAUUGCUGCAUACUGUAUCAGCUACAUAUCAUUAUAAAACACAUUUCUUGACCCUGAAUUUGAGGUGUGGCACAAUGAUUGAGAAAAUAAAUGCCAUAUUUACACAAAAAAAUACCCAAAAGCUAUUGAAGAAGAGUUCAAGAAUGAUCACACAACUAACUACAAAAUAAUUAUGUGUGGAAUAUAUUCUAACAUUUCAUCCUUUGAAACAUAAAAGUAUUAGGAAAACCUGAAUGUUAUAACAUAAUAUUUGUAUUCCAAGACACAUUAAAAAGUUCUGUAAUUACUAUCUUAUUUCAGCCUUACUUACAUUCUGACAGACUCUACAGCUGGUAUACGAAUAUACUAAGGUCUGAUGAUGGCCCAUAUCUGACCGAAACAUGUUACAACAAGGAAUGCAUGUAUAAGUUUCAUGACAUUGUAAAGUAUUUACCAAGCACUUUUAGUGAAUUAAAUAUAUUUUUAGUAUAUCUUAUACUCAUAUAAGGUUACUGUUGCAUUAUAUACGGUAUACUUAUGAUCUAAAACAAAUACUAAGGGACUGUAAAGUACAAUUAUUGUGGCACACACUAGUAUGCUUAAUUUCACAACAAAUAUGAUCCUAACAAUUUCAUAUUUAAGGUUCCUAAACAUAAAACUGUAUGUAAUUUUCUCAAAAUAUAAACAAAUGCGGUAUCUUGUAAGAAAAAAAGUAAUAUAAGUGUUAAUGUAUAUUGGCUGAAGUGUGAAUGCACUCUAACAAAACAGGAAAAUGACAGAGACAUAUUUGACCUACAAUUAUUCUAAUUUUAACAUGGUGUUUAGAUUUAUAAAAUAUUUUCCAUGUUCAUUUGAAAUUAAAUAUAAUAUUCACUAAAAAAUAAAAACGUACUUAGGAAAUUAAUAAUGCUAUAAAAUUGGAAGUUCAUUACUAGUGAAAAUAUCAGCUCUACAAACAGUCAGCUGCAGACAUAAUCACAUUCUCAACUCUUUAAUGAAUAGUUGUUACUAUAUUUACUGCCUACUUUAACACAAAGAAAAAAAUACGUUUUGCACAUACAGUGUAUUUAUAUGUUUCAAGUUAUUCUCAGAAUAAAUGGUGACUCAUCUCCAUUAGUCAGUCUAAUACCAUCUGGAAACCUAUCAAACAUUUAAAAAACCCAAGACACAGAUACAUCCUAUAAGAAACUAAAUGGCUCCGCAAACAAUGUGGGCAAGAAGUGAUGAAGAUAAAGCAGCUGUGUUCGCUGAAUAUCUUGCUACAGUUUUUACACCAUAUGAUAAUACUGAUAAAGAAACAGAAAGACAAAUAUCUGAAAAUAUCAGCAUUAUACCAGAAAUAAAAUUUUUUACAGUUAAAGAAGUGCAAAACGAAAUAGCACUUCUAAAUUCAAGAAAACCACCUGGCACUGAUGAAGUGACUUAAAUAACGUUAAAAGAAAUGUCAAGACAAGGGUUAGUACUUCUCACAUAUAUAUUUAAUGCUAUUCUCAAACACAAAUACUGGCCAAAUCAGCUAAAAACAGCAGAAAUAAUCCUGAUCCCCAAACCAGGCAAAAAUCCUAAUAGUGUGUCAUCCUAUCAUCCUGUAAGUUUAUUACCCAUCAUAUCUAAGCUCCUCGAAAGACUUCUCUUAAAAAUAAUAAUG
Molecule: messenger RNA, 3380 nt
Organism: Cryptotermes secundus
Lineage: Eukaryota; Metazoa; Arthropoda; Insecta; Blattodea; Kalotermitidae
Exons: 2
Coding region: 283-1557 (424 amino acids)
Source: RefSeq, a predicted model, not a curated record